This is a messenger RNA of Mus pahari (shrew mouse), 2953 nucleotides long. RefSeq names its product desumoylating isopeptidase 1 (gene Desi1). Bases 256 to 762 code for a protein of 168 amino acids. Gene Ontology annotation, biological process: protein modification by small protein removal. NCBI's taxonomy places the organism in Eukaryota, Metazoa, Chordata, Mammalia, Rodentia, Muridae. The transcript is spliced from 6 exons. Gene Ontology annotation, molecular function: peptidase activity. The record is from RefSeq and is a predicted model, not a curated record.
CGUGAAAGUGCGUCCCCGCCCCUACCCCCUGUUCAGUGCGGAGUCUCUGGGAUCUCUCUCUCUGUCACCUCACAGUAGUCGUUGCCGGUCGCGGGUGUCGGGGCGCGAGCAGCGCAGGGCCGCCUCUCCCCCGCCCUCAGGCCGGGCCCCGGCUCGGUCCCUCGCUCCCUCCUCUUCCCACCCUGGUCCGGUACCGGAAGGUCCAAGCCGCUGCCGGGUGCCCGAGGGCCAUCGUGGCCGCCGCCACGGGUCCUGAUGGAGCCGCCAAAUCUCUAUCCGGUGAAGCUCUACGUGUACGACCUGUCCAAGGGCCUGGCCCGCCGGCUCAGCCCCAUCAUGCUGGGGAAACAACUGGAAGGCAUCUGGCACACCUCUAUAGUUGUACACAAGGAUGAGUUCUUCUUCGGCAGCAGCGGUAUUUCCAGCUGUACACCGGGAGGGACAUUGCUUGGGCCCCCAGACUCUGUGGUUGAUGUGGGGAACACAGAAGUCACAGAAGAAAUCUUUCUGGAAUACCUGUCCUCCCUGGGGGAGUCUCUGUUUCGAGGAGAAGCGUACAAUCUCUUUGAACACAACUGUAACACCUUUAGCAAUGAAGUGGCGCAGUUCCUGACUGGGCGGAAGAUCCCUUCUUACAUCACCGACCUGCCCUCAGAAGUUCUCUCCACGCCCUUUGGACAAGCACUUCGGCCCUUCCUGGACUCCAUUCAGAUCCAGCCUCCAGGAGGGAACUCUGUGGGCAGACCCAAUGGCCAAAGCUAACAGGACUGCACGGGGCCACCCACCUCGCCAGGGCUUUUCCUUUUUAAACAAAACAAACCCUACCAGAUUUCUAUUUUAUAAUUUUACAUCAGAGCUAACAGGGACGGCUUUUUAAAUUUCCCAGGGAAGGAGUUCAUCAGGCCGCAUGUAGGACAGUGCUCCUGAAAAAGAUCGAAUGCCAUCCCUUCUAAUAGUAUUAUACUAAUUUAUUAAGGCUGUCUUGUCUGUGAGUUCACUUUUGACGCUGUUGCCUAAGCGUCCUCCACACUGGAGAGAGAGGGUGCUUGUUUAAAGAGAAAGCAAGAGUCACUGUCUGGGAGAACCCCAUCUCGGACCCUCUUUCCAGAGGACACCCACAUUCCACCCAGGUCGCCACACCUGUGGGACCCAGGUGAGUCCAUUCCCCGGAGCAGUCACCUUCUGUCAGGAACUGAACCAAAGGACUUGGGGUACACGGGGGCCUCCUCACUCAACCUAAGUGAACUCUUUAACCACAAGUUUACCCUCCUCCUGAGACAAGGCCACCCGUCACAGCCCAGCUGGAGCAGCCGCAGCGUCAGGAUCAAAGGAGACUGGCAGCAGGUGUGAGGCCAGAGAAAACAGGAGAAAGCCACCCCUCCUCAUCCUCCUCCUAUCUGAGUGCCAACCCUCGGUGCCCACCCCUAAGCUGCUCUUCCUCAGCAUAGCUUGACCUGUCACCUUUAAUAAAGGUCUAGGCUGCAGCAGCAGAGACACAGGCCUUCUGUCUGAGAAUAAUUAUGUCAAUUAUUUAUAGUCAAUAGAGCCAGCCACUCAAACCCGAAUGGAUUUGUCAGCUAGGGACUAGGGGGACACGAUUGUUCUCCCAAAACAAGUCUCUGAUGUAGAAAAUACCGUAAUGAUGUAGAUUCACGGUGGGAAGGAAAUUUGGAGUUGUCUCCAGUAGGGACGUUCACAUUAUCCUUAAUAUGUCUCCAUUAUCACCUUAUGGGGUGUGGUUGGGGUGUGAGUGGGCGUUUUCCUAAUGAUAUGCUGCUAGGAUUUCAUAGGCAGGAGUAGCCUAGAAGUCUGUGAUCUAGACUCUAGAUUCCAGAGGGACCUGAAGGUUCCCUUCCGUGGUGUCAGCCUUCUACUAGCUAAUGUGGGGAACUGGAUAUGGAGAAGGGAGCUCAGAGCAGGCACCUGAAACUCAGCUCCACACCCAUGGGGAGCCCCCACCAUGGCUUCCUGCCACUUCUGUGUUGUUCCUUCUGGAAUAGGCCUUUCUUUCCUCCCUGAAAAGCCCCUAUUGGCUCACUUGUCCCCACCUUGCAGGCUUUGCCCCAGCCAUAGCAGUAGACAUCAUGGAGCUCUCUGCCUCAGCUGACCUGUUGUCUGACCAGAGCUAUGUCCACCUAGGAUGUUCAGUGGUGUUUUGGAACUUGAAGGUUACAGUCAGAAGGGUCUCAGGACUGUGUACAGGCAUAUCUGGCUCUCACAAAGUAGAGUGGAAGCCGACAGAGACUGUUUAGUGUUGGUCUGUUGGGCAGAAUAGGGCUGAGAAGGUUCAGUGCUUAAAGCUUAGCAUCUGGGAAGGCAGGGGUUGCUGGAAGCCAUCACUUCCUUUGCCUGGCUCCAGCUGGUAGCAUCUCUGCCCAGAGCUGUCCUGAGGGUACUCUCACAUGGCCAUUCUCUGGUUUCUCCUCAGCAGUAACCCAAUAACCAUGGUAUUCUGAGUCGUUUGCCUGAGUAUUUUAGUCACUUAAUUGCUCGAAUUAUCUCCUGUCGUGUCUAGCAGCCAUCCAUGCCAACGACUGUGGCCGUGGCUAGCAGAGAGAUGGGAAGAGUGGACAGUCUCUCUGGUCUCCUUCCCCUAGGCAAGUCCCAUUGUCACCAGAAUCCCAGGCCAGGAACCCCACAUCCCACCUUUACAUUUCUCUGUCCCAGUAUCUUAGGAGCGUACUGUUCAUGACCGGGUGACUCUACCUGGACAUGUACAAGGAAAAGGAGUCGUGUGGUUCAUGUCACAUAGUGGACAGCCCUGCCCAUUGGUCAGUUGGUCAAGGGACGAGGGAAGUGGAGGCAUGAAUGAGACCAUUGUUCUCUCCUAGACAGAAGUUUCUUUGAGAUUUCUUCAUGACUUCCUUGAAGUCAAACUAAUAUGUCUAAUACAGAGGUGUUUGCUGGUUUUCAUUGGUGUUUUUUCUAAUGCAAUAAACUCAUGUCUGCCUGC